AGUAUUAUACGAUUUAAUUUAUUUUUUGACGGAAUAUUUUUUUAAUAACGUUGAAUAUAGUUUGCUGUUUUUCUAUUUGGACACGCAACGUAACUUUUAGAAUUUAAAACUUCUUUGGAAAACUAUUAAUUUUAAAAAAAAAUUUGAGUUUGAAAGAAAAAAAUUUAUGGUAUAUCCAUUAAAAUAUUAAAAUUACCAUGUCCACCAAUUUGCGACAAAUCCCCUUAACAUGCAGCGGACACACAAGACCUGUCGUUCAUUUAGAUUUUAGUGAUGUUACGGACAGUGGAUAUUUCUUAAUAUCAGCUUGUAAAGAUGGGAAUCCAAUGCUUCGACAGGGUGACACUGGCGAUUGGAUUGGAACUUUUGAAGGUCACAAGGGUGCAGUUUGGGGCGUAGCAUUAAAUAGAAAUGCCACUUUGGCAGCAUCAGGUGCAGCAGAUUUUUCUGGAAAAGUUUGGAAUGCAGUUACUGGAGCUGAAGUUCAUAACUUUCAGCAUAAACAUAUUGUUAAGACCGUAGCAUUUGAUAGGGGUAGUGAAAAUUUAGUUACAGGAAGUAACGAAAAAUUACUAAGAGUUUUCAACUUGGUGAAUUUGGUAGAUGACACUGAAAUUUAUACUGGUCAUACGGGGGCUAUUAAACGUGCUUUAUUUUGUCGCAAUGACAAAUGUAUUGUUAGUGCUGCUGAUGACAAAACGGUUCGUUUAUGGGAUCGAUUAACUGGAAGUGAAAUACAACGAAUAGAUUUUGUAAAUAACCCCAACAGUCUCGAAUUAUCGUCUGAUAAAAAUACAUUAAUUAUAACCCAUGGAUCAAGUAUUAGCUUUUGGGAAAUUGAUCCUUUAAAGAAAUUAAAAGAAAUCAAAGUUCCAACAAAUGUUGCAUCAGCAAGCUUACAUCCUGAUAAACAUAUUUUUGUUUGUGGCGGGGAAGAUUUCAAGAUGUACAAGUUUGAUUAUAUAACAGGCAAUGAAAUCGAAUCGUUCAAAGGUCAUUUUGGGCCUGUGCAUGCUGUGAAAUUUAGCCCAGAUGGCGAAUUGUAUGCCAGUGGAUCUGAAGAUGGGACAUUACGCCUAUGGCAAACUAUUGUUGGAAAAACAUAUGGACUAUGGAAAUGCACUGAACCUGGAGAAAUAAACAAUGCAAUAUCAUCGCCAAGAGAAGUCCAUGCUAACUAAACAUCACUGCCUUAAACGUUGAAUUUUGAUUUCUAAAAAGGAUUGUAUUUCUACUAAUUUCCUUUUUACAUAUACAUACAUACCUACAUACAUAUUCUUUUUUGAAGUUUAAAUUUAUAAAAAUUCAUUUAUAUUGAGAUGGAAAGCUUCUAGCUUGAUAAAAUUCUCAAGUAAAAAUCAAAAUUGCAUUGGUGACCAUUUUUUAGGGACACUUUAUUCAUUUAAAGGCUCAGUAAACUAAAAUCUCGUCAAUAUUUAUUUGUACAAGUGCAAAAUAAGCUUUAGCUAGAAACGGAAUAAUGUCUAAUAUUCAUUUUAAAAAACACUUAAAUUACAAGCUUUCAUAUUUUUAAUAUCACUACCAUACUUAGUAUUAAAAUAAAUGAUAUUAAUUUUUGGUUAUUUUGAUAAUUUAAGAAUCUUAUAAAUUUUAGUUAAUCCUUUCAAAUAUUAUGGUCACAAAUUACAUUUUUGAUUGUGUAUUUUAUAUAAGAUAAAAUUUUUGAUAAUUGAGGGCAUUUUAAAAAGUGCAGCCAAGGAAAAUCGACAUUUAAUUGGGUAAUCACCUGAGAGAAUCGGAUAAUCAACAAAAAUUAAAAAAAGUGAAUAUAUUUUUGAGUGUAUUUUCUUAAAUCACCAAAUGAAUCAAACGAAAAAAUAACUUGCAUUUGGGAUAUUGAAUGUAAAGAAAAAUUUUAAUACAAUAAAAAUUUUUUGAAUGUAAA
Condylostylus longicornis is the source of this 1906-nucleotide messenger RNA. RefSeq names its product serine-threonine kinase receptor-associated protein (gene wmd). Gene Ontology annotation, cellular component: SMN complex. The coding region runs from base 198 to 1181 and encodes 327 amino acids. The transcript is spliced from 4 exons. The record is from RefSeq and is a predicted model, not a curated record. Gene Ontology annotation, biological process: spliceosomal snRNP assembly. Gene Ontology annotation, molecular function: RNA binding; protein binding. Lineage: Eukaryota; Metazoa; Arthropoda; Insecta; Diptera; Dolichopodidae.